Molecule: messenger RNA, 4482 nt
Organism: Grus americana (Whooping crane)
Lineage: Eukaryota; Metazoa; Chordata; Aves; Gruiformes; Gruidae
Gene: FGL1
Product: fibrinogen like 1
Exons: 10
Coding region: 320-1261 (313 amino acids)
Biological process (GO): negative regulation of T cell activation; regulation of immune response
Source: RefSeq, a predicted model, not a curated record
CAUGUCACAACCCUGACCGUGGACGAGGAUCGGAUCCUGCCCUCAUUUGGAGCAGUAUCAACCUGCAGAGCCUGUUUCUGUCUGCCUUCGGUCUCCUGUAAGAAGCCGCACCGGCAAAUGCAGCCUUGAAAAGAUGCCUCAGUGCCAAAGAAAUAGUUCUGCACAAUUAGUGUGUGAAAGAGUCCAGUAACAACAUCUUCAGUUUACUCCUUGGCUAACAAAAGCAAUACAAGAAGAAACAAAAUACUUCAAUUGUUCUGAAAUGACAGAUUUGAGUUAAACAGGCAUAUCUGCAGAUUCCUCAGAAAACUUCCAAAGAAUGAAGAUUUUGAUAAUGAUUGAUUUUGUCCUUGCAGCUAGCAUGAUGGAUGCCAUUGGCAGCUCUGAUCCACAGAACUGUUUUCAAGAGCAGAUACGACUUCAGGGCCAGGUGAGGCUUCUAGAACAUCGUGUGAAACAGCAGCAGUUAAAAAUUGUACAGCUUUUAGAGAAGAAAGAGAUUCAGUACAGUGACAGAGGAGAUGAAAACAGUGUCAUUGACUUGGGAGGAAAAAGACAGUAUUCAGAUUGUGCGGAAAUCUACAAUGAUGGCCAUAAGCAAAGUGGAUUUUAUAAGAUGAAACCUAUCCAGAGUCCUACUGAAUUCCUUGCCUUCUGUGACAUGUCUGAAGGGGGUGGUUGGACUGUUUUUCAGAGACGUUCUGAUGGCAGCCAGAAUUUUGAUAGAGUCUGGAAUGACUAUGAAGAAGGCUUUGGAAAUUUUGUUUUGACAAAUGGUGAAUAUUGGCUUGGAAAUAAAAAUCUUCAUUAUUUGACUAAUCAAGGGAACUAUACUUUAAGAAUUGAUCUAACUGAUUUUGAAGGAGAACGGCGUUUUGCACAAUAUGCAAGAUUCAGAGUUGCAGGUGAAGAGCAUUCUUAUGAGAUGAGCUGUGGUGAGUACUCUGGUACAGCUGGUGAUUCCCUUACUGGUGGAUUUCAUCCUGAAGUAAAAUGGUGGGCUGAUCAUCGAGGAAUGAAAUUCAGUACUAGAGACAGGGAUAAUGACAACUAUGAAGGGAACUGUGCUGAAGAGGAAAAGGCUGGCUGGUGGUUUAACAGGUGUCACUCUGCCAACUUGAACGGGUUGUACUACAAAGGCCCCUAUACUGCAAAGACAGACAACGGGAUUGUUUGGUACACUUGGCAUGGGUGGUGGUAUUCUCUGAAAUCUGUUGUCAUGAAGGUCAGACCAGAAGACUUUGAACCUAAUAUUGCUUAAGUAUUUUAUUAAGACGAUUUAUCUAGUUAAUCUUUUAGCAAAUCAAUCCAAAUUAAAACAGAUGGGCAGAUUUUUGCUUCUCAUCUAUGCAUAUGUAAGUCUGGAAAAAUUCCUCUGCAACCAGUAAUUUUAUGAGAUGUAAAUGAGAAAACAAUCUGGCCUAUGAAUCUGUAGAUACAAAUACUAGUGCUAAUAUGUGUACAGGAUUUUUUUAAAAAGGCAGGCAUUCACCUAGGAAUAAGGACAUCUUCAUCAACAUGGAGAAUUUUUAACUUCUGCAGUAACUACAAAUCCUUUCAUCUUUUAAAAAACAGUAUUGUCAGUGUGUUGUCUCAAAAAUGAAAAUGAAUUGUACGUAUUACAACAAAAAACUAUUUAAAUACAAGUGUAAGGCUGGUUUACUCAGUGGAUGGAACAUACUUUCUUUGGAAUGAUUCAAGGCUUUAGAAGUGACUUGCCUGUAAAUUCCUCUGAUGUAUUUGUUGCCUGUGUUCUGUACAUAGCAUACAUAAAAAGUAUAAAGAAUGAGGCAGGGAACUGAAGGAAGAGAAGGAAUGCUACCAGGCUAGAAUCAAUUGAACCCAGCAUGCAGGAGUGGAUUGUCUGUUGUUGCUGAAGCAUUUGUAGGGCUGGUCACUUCAUUUCAAUCUAGCAUUUUUAGAUAGUCAGUAAUUACGCCUUUCUUCUUCUUGGUAAUCAUUACGCCUUUCUUAUUUUUGGUAACAUUUGGUAACAAAACCUGGACUUUAAUAUAUUGACAUGUGGAGUUUACCAAAAGGCUAAAUAACAAAAGCUGCAACUAAUUUUAUUGUGAGCUAUGCUUUGAACAUAGACUAUCAUAAUGCAUGUGUAAAGGGAAGUGUAUUUCAUGUGCAACUAAAAUCUGGCAUUUUAGAGGUUCUUAGUGCUUAACUCUAUAAAUCUUUACUUUCUUUAUGUAUCUGUUAGACUCCACAACUCUCCAAGUUCUAAUGUCCUGUUCAGUCACUUCAAAGUGGUUCUGCUUCUAAGCCUAUUAUCUUCUCCUUUUCCUAUGUCUUUGUCUUGGCUCCCUGGGCUUUCCCCCUUCUCAAGCUGCAGAUCCACAUUUUUCUUGUAUAAGAAAAAUUGUAAGAGAGACACUGCCUACCCUGGCUUUUGUGCCUAGCACCACAAUAGACUCUAACACGCUGUAAUAACAAGAAUCGCUAAUUAGUGCUUGCUGCCAUGGGGAAGAUAGGAACACUCUCUAGAAAGCUAUCUGAUGAAAUGUAAUCCAUUUCUGCUGAGCAGAUGCAAAUUAAGAUUUUAAAUAACACAUGGAUCUGAGCCAAACUUGAGUACUUUUAUUUCCCUGCUUUCCUAAAAUAAUUUUGCUUUUGUGGUUGGACUGCCAGUUUCUCUCCCUCUGUCCAAAUACAAGUUUUGAACCUGGCAGCCAGUUUCAGUCAAGCUUAACAUAUUUGAAACUAACUGUUGGCAAAAAGUCCCUGGAGAGGGAUUUUUUACAAGGGCAUGUAGUGAUAGGACAAGGGGUUGCGGCUUUAAACUGAAAGAAGGUAGAUUUAGAUUAGGUAUUAGGAAGAAAUUCUUUACUGUGAGGGUGGCGAGGCACUGGCACAGGUUGCCCAGAGAAGCUGUACAUGUCAUGUCCCUGGAAGUGUUUAAGACCAGGUUGGAUGAGUCUUUGGGCAACCUGGUCUAGUGGAGGGUGUCCCUGCCUGUAGCAGGGGGUUGGAACUAGACGAUCUUUAAGGUCCCUUCCAACCCAAACCAUUCUAUGGUUCCAUGAUUAGUUAAUAUAUAACUAUGUUGAUAUGAAUACAGGUCAGCUGAAUGAUAACUCCGUGCAUGGCCAUUUUUCCUUCCAUUUCCAUCCUCCAAACCCAAAAGUUUGGCAAGAAUCAUUGAAAGAAUUGCAUGGAAUAAGAGAGAGAGGAUGUGUAGAACAACUAGGGGAAAAAAGAGAUGUUCAUAUGAAACAAUCUCACUCAAUAAGAUAAAUCAGAUUACACUUAAAAAAAAAGGGAAUUAAAUAGAGAAAAAGAUGAGGUUCAGGCAGCUAAAAAGAACAUUACCAUGUAAAAAUGGUGCUGAUAAAAAUCUGCAGUAGAGAGGUUUUGCGGUCUGUGCUUUUUGUGGUAAUAGCAGGUAUUCUAGAUAAUCUAGUCUUUUUUGUGAUGUAUCAGUAGAUACUCUGCUAGAGAUUUCUAGCCUUUAGCACAUCCCUGUACCCCUGCAUGACAGAACUAAUGGAUAGCUCUACAGCUGCUUAUCUGGAACCUUGUUUAAGCAGUUAAACCAAAUUAAAUUCUGUUUCUGACAGGAAGGCAUACCAGCCUAUGUAUGUGUGUGUAUGUAUAUACUUAUAUAUAUAUUUAGCAUUCAACAUUGAAACAGAACAACUGAUAUGUAUUUUUAUCCAAUUUUGUUACAGAAUUUAAAAUGAACUCCUGUGUAACUCUAUGAGUAAGUCUGUAGGUAUAUAGGUAAUAAAACAAUGGAAGUUUUGGAGUAGUUUAUAAAGAUGUUGUAAGUACAGUAUUUCCCAUCGUGAUUUUCAAAUUCUUUUUCUACUCUAAGAGGAGAAGGAUUUAAUUCUUUGCAAAACCAUGGAUGGCAUUAUGUAGAAAUUGUAAAAACACUCUGAGUUUUUCACAGGAAAAUGGAAAGAUUAGCUCAUGUAUUUGGAGAGUAUCAAGACAGAUCAUAGUCCAUAUAAUUUAAAUGAAAGACACAAAGGAUUUAAGUACGGCAAAGUUGGAUUUCUAGCACACAAAAAAGACUCUGAACAUGUACAGAUGGUGCUCAUAAAAUCUGCAGUAAUUUUUUUGUUUGCUGCAGCAUAAACCCAUCCUAUUUACUUACAAGAAUGCUAAUGAAAGAUUUGAGCUGAGUUAGGGUGCUUCUGUCAUAUUUUGAUGUAAAAUUUGACUCCCUUUCUCUAUUGGAAAUCACAAAAUGAAGGAGAAUCAAAUCUUUCUUUAUACAUCUUACAAUGUAUUUAUAUGUUUGUUUGGACUGAAUGCUUUUCAGAACAAGGAUUUUGAUAUCCUAGCAGUCUGAAAAGCAUGAGGCAUACUGCUAGCAAUAUGUAAAUACAGUAUUUAAUUCCCGCCAUCUUUCUAUGGCCUUUCUUUGUGUAAUAAAACUUUUUGGCCACAUGACAAACAUGUGAAAGUGUUGUAAUUCAAAAUGAUCGUAUAGUUGUUCUCAAAUAAACAAACCCUUUAUUUUCAAAA